UAAGUAUUAUAAUUUGUUAAAUUGUUAACAUAUACCUGAAGUAUAUCGAAUUACCUAGGUUUGGUUUUUAGAAUAUUCCUUAAUACUUCACGAUCGUCACAUUUUAAUAAUAAUAAUAUAGGGUCGAACGAUGCAUCUAUUCGAUGUAGGUCGUUGGUACCAUAAAAUAAUAUGUGAUUAUUAUUUAUUCUUAUGCUUAAGGUAAGCGUGAGUGAGAAAUCAUUAAACGCAAGUGUUCGAGUUAAUUUAGAUCCGGCAGCUAGUAGUAUUGACAUUGAACAGUUUCAAAAAGUGAUAGAAAUAAAUCUGCAAUUAGAAAAUAGAUUGACCGAGUUGGAAGAAAUGAUUCGACGCCGUGAUGAAAAACAAAAGAUUCAAGAUCUAAAAAGCGAAUUUUCCCUAUCCACGGUGCAAGAUUUAAACAACGAGGUAGACAACAAAUUGUCAAAUUUGAAACAAUCGUUGAUGGAAAAAAUUGACGAUGAAUUCAUGACCAUCGGCCGUGACGUUAAAAGUGUCAAACACUGUUAUGGAAUGUUGAAUACCAGUUUACACGAGAUGGAAAAUAAAUUGAUUUCAUUAGAAAGUAACUCGGAGAAGCCGAUACGCAAAUAUAACAAUAUUAAGACUAGGAUUGCAACCCUAGAAAGAGAUGUAAUGAAAAACACAUCACACAUCAUCGGGAUGAACUAUUCGCAUCGUCCGUUGGAAUGGACUGGACCACAAUCCUUCGGGUCCGCUGGAAUGCUUUCUUCCGAUAACCGCUGUUACGGCGAACCAGCUGCAGCAUUCGCUACAGCUCCAUCUUUCUAUGAUAUGCCACCAAUGGCAAAACCCGGGCAGAGUGUAGCAGUUUUGCCUCCAUCGCCACCUGCACCCCCGGCGCCAAGUGCAUUUGUGCCUCCGCCGCCACCUGCACCCCCGUCGACUAGUAUAAUUUGUCAACCACUGCCACCCGCACCCCCGGCGCCGUUGUCUCUGAAUGCUCCGAAGAAAUCGGAUUUAGACAAAUCCCAAGGAAUUCCGAGGAUCCUAAUAACCACCGAGAUACUAAAAUCUGUUGUACUCAAGCCACCUGGCGAGAGGAAGAGAAUUAGCAAAUCCGUGACGAUAUAAUCGCUGCGGUAUUUUUGAAAAUUAUGUGCCUACCGCAUACCAAAAAUAUAUAUGUAAUUGUUGUUAACAAAUAUAUAAUUCAUAGAAGUUGUCAAUCAUGGUAUCAUUGUUAACAAAAUAAAAAACGGGUAAUUGUGUGUCACUCUACUGUACAGAAGGUUA
This is a messenger RNA of Myzus persicae (green peach aphid), 1278 nucleotides long. Its product is annotated as formin-like protein 3. Lineage: Eukaryota; Metazoa; Arthropoda; Insecta; Hemiptera; Aphididae. The coding region runs from base 193 to 1116 and encodes 307 amino acids. The transcript has 5 exons. The record is from RefSeq and is a predicted model, not a curated record.